Molecule: messenger RNA, 2932 nt
Organism: Trachymyrmex cornetzi
Lineage: Eukaryota; Metazoa; Arthropoda; Insecta; Hymenoptera; Formicidae
Gene: dlp
Product: glypican dally-like
Exons: 8
Coding region: 373-2193 (606 amino acids)
Biological process (GO): cell migration; regulation of signal transduction; regulation of protein localization to membrane
Cellular component (GO): plasma membrane; extracellular region; synapse
Source: RefSeq, a predicted model, not a curated record
CGCUACAGUCAGUGCGUCUCGCGCCGACGGAGAGGUCGGUAUUUUUUCCGGAGUGUCUCGCGAUACGAUCCUCUACUCAUUCAUCGUCGAUUCGGUGCCACGAGGAAUACACGCCGGUCUGUCGUGCCGAAAACGCGAUUGCGAGGGGAAACUGAGAAAACGCGUUUGCGAAUGCAAGAACCGCGUCAGUGUCGUCGCGUCCAUCCCGCCGCCGGCAACGACAGCACGUUGUCGUCGCGAAUUGCAGUGUCGAGAUUUUAGCGUGUGUUUCUCCGUCUCCGCCUUUCUCCGCUUCUCGUUCACAUUCAUCUCUCCCGCUCGCAGAUUUCGUUUCCGCGCGCAGGAGCAGGACGACGUCGCGUCGCCGCGAGGAUGAAAAGUACCAUGACGACGACUCUGUGGAUUGUCGCCGUCGCGACGGUCAUCGUCGCGACGACGACGGUGAACGCCGCCGGGCUCAAGUGCGACAGUGUCAGGCCGAUCUUCGAGGCACAGGGCUUCCCGCUCAGCGAUAUCCCGAAGGAGGCGAUUUCAUCGAAGGAGCUUAAAGUAUGCGGCAGCGUGAGGAGCGGCGGCGAGGUGUGCUGUUCAGCCGACAUGGAAGUGAGAUUGCAGGCGCGGGCACGCGACAAACACGAAAUGGCCACCAAAGAAGCUCUUCACAGAAUGCAGCAGGUCCUGCACACGCGGGGAAACAGGUUCCACAGUUUUUUCAAGGAGCUACUGGAUGGCAGCAAGAAAGGUUUUCACGAGAUGUUCAAGAAGACCUACGGUAUCCUUUACGAGCAGAACGCGUACGUCUUCACGGACUUUUUCAAGGAGCUGGAGAAUUAUUACGCGAAGGGAACAGUGGACCUUAACGAUGCUAUGGAUAAUUUCUUCAACACCCUUUAUCAGAAGAUGUUUACCGUGCUCAACAGUCAGUACAACUUCGACAAUAAGUAUCUGGAGUGCGUGGGCGAACACAUGAAGGAGAUGCGACCGUUCGGGGACGUGCCACAGAAAUUGGGCGUGCAAAUUAAACGGUCGUUCGUAGCCACGAGAGCAUUCAGCCAAGCUUUGACUGUCGCUUCGAAUGUGUUGAAAAAUAUGCAAUCGCUGAGCAAACCGUCGGCGGAUUGCGCAGCUGCCUUGACCAGGAUGACAGCUUGUCCAGCCUGCAGCGGUAUAUCGGACAACGUACUGGCGUGUGGCGAUAUGUGUGCCAACGUGAUGAAGGGUUGCUUGGCGCAAUACGCGGCACUCGACACUGACUGGAAUCAGUUCGUUGAGGCAGUGGACAAGAUCGCCGAUCGAUUGCUCGGACCGUUCAAUAUCGAAGUACUGGUGCGUCCGAUCAACCUGAAGAUCUCCGAAGCGAUCAUGAACUUCCAGGAAAGCAGUCAAGACGUGUCGCAACGCGUAUUUACCGGUUGCGGCCGGCCGGUGCUGGGUAGACGUAAACGUAGGGACAAUCGAGAACUAGAAAUGGAAUCCCUGAACUUUGACCAGGAAACCUCACCGGAGGAUGACUCCGCUACAAGCUUGGAGAAGCUAGUGAAAGAAAUACGUCAGCGAGUGCGUGAUUCCCGACAAUUCUGGGUCUAUUUACCAUACCGGAUGUGCAACGACGGUCUGGUUGUGCCACCCAGUAAUACGAAAGAAUGUUGGAACGGCACACACGUAGACAAGUAUAUAUAUCCGGUGUCGUCCGAUGGCGAGUCUCAGAUGAUGAAUCCGGAGGUUCGCAGUAUAGGAUCAAGACCAACUAUCGUGAGGGAUCAAGUUUUCGCGCUGACCACCAUCACGAACAGGUUGAAAUUGGCAUUUAACGGACAGGACGUUGAUUGGAUCGAUACUGACGAAACGUGGUAUGGCUCCGGUAGUGGUUCGGGCGACGGUGCGUUUACUGAUGACGAGGAUGGCUUCAACGAAGGCUCUGGUUACGAAGGCCCACAUGCGGAAGCGGAGCCAGAACCACCGAAGCAGCCGUCGCCACCAGUCGUUCACGAGGUUGAGACACCGCCGCGAGUGGACAUCGAACCGCAUCAGGGCACUAGUACGACCAGCACGGGCACGAGCAACAACCAGACUAUCUCCGUGAAUAGCGGAGAAGACAACAGGCCGAAGAUGUCGCUAUUCAGGGCGCUGACGACGUAUCUGAUGCCGAUAGUGGUGAUGUGGUUCGGCGGUUGCUUCAACGACUUGCUGUGAUCGUGUGGAUUUUGCGAACAUAACGUUGUGUAAAUAUUACUCGAUUGCGAAUCGCAAUCCUUAUAGCGACGAACGAAGGAAGGAGGAUUACUCGAUGGACUCGGAUCGUUCCGUUAAUCUUGCGGAUUUCCGCAAAGACGUCUCGAGAAGUUGGCGAGGAUAUUCUCGUGAACGGCGUCUUGCGAUCCAUUCCUCGGACCCCUCCAUUCAGCAUUCGCUAAAUCGAUUGCGUGCAUUAAGUCGAUUUAGCGAGUACUGAAGUCACGUUAGUUGAUCGACCUAGCGAGUACAUGGAUAUUCGUGGCCAUAGCUACUCGAUCUUGCCAUAAAUGAGCAAGAGCGGGAGAAAUCGUACGAGAGAUUCGUUAUCCGCUGCUAUUUGAACGAGAGACUGUAGAUACUUGACGAAAUCUCAUAUUUCAUGAGAAACUCUUGCAACAGUAGCUUUCGUCCCAGAAACAGAAAAGGGGCUUGAAUUUCGACUGUUAUUUAGAACUAAGAAAAGUAGUUCUAUGACCGCUGAACUGAAUUUCAAUAAAUAUCUGGGAGCGAUUUCACUUUCCUUCUCCUAUUGCUCUCUCGAAAUGAAUCACUCAGGUGUAUUCUUUCACCGCUCGUGACGUGCGUGAUCAUUUUGCAGGGAAAUUUCCUUUCGAAGUAUAUAAGCGUAUUCCACUCUUUUAAGGAGGUACGAUCGAAAAAUCAAAAUGCUUCGAUCUGUCUAAAAAUUACACAGAAU